Molecule: messenger RNA, 1252 nt
Organism: Ananas comosus (pineapple)
Lineage: Eukaryota; Viridiplantae; Streptophyta; Magnoliopsida; Poales; Bromeliaceae
Product: U11/U12 small nuclear ribonucleoprotein 31 kDa protein-like
Exons: 1
Coding region: 68-850 (260 amino acids)
Biological process (GO): mRNA splicing, via spliceosome
Cellular component (GO): U12-type spliceosomal complex
Molecular function (GO): zinc ion binding; RNA binding
Source: RefSeq, a predicted model, not a curated record
GGCUAAUGCUCCGGGCCACUCAAUCGAUAAAGUCGACAACGAAGGGCGGAGAGAGCGAAGGGACACAAUGGCUCACCGGGGAAGGGGAAUCGACGACGACGAUGACGAGGAAGAAGACGACUUCGUCUACCGCUACCCGACCCCUUCCUCCUCGUCCUCCGCCGCCGCGUCGUCGAGAUCGAAGGGGGGAUCGGGGGGGCUCGCCCCGUCGAAGUCGACGGUGUACGUGUCGAACCUCGACUACAGUCUCACCAACUCCGACCUCCACACCAUCUUCUCCACCUUCGGCAAGGUCGCCCGCGUCACCGUCCUCAAGGACCGCGCCUCGCGCCGCAGCCGCGGGGUCGCCUUCGUCCUCUUCGUCUCCCGCCGCGACGCCGCCGCAGCCGCCGCCGCCAUGCACGGCAAGGUCCUCAACGGCCGCACCCUCUCCGCCUCCAUCGCCUCCGACAACGGCCGCGCCGCCGAGUUCAUCCGCCGCCGCGUCUACCGCGACAAGUCCCGCUGCUACGAGUGCGGCGAGGGGGGCCACCUCUCCUACGAGUGCCCCCGCAACCAGCUCGGCGCCAGGGAGCGCCCCGCGCCCAAGCGGGGGCGGAGGGGGUCUCACGGGCGCGGCGGCGGCGGCGGCGGCGAAGGCGAAGGAGGAGAGGAUGGGGCGUCGUCGGAGGGCGGGGAGGGGGAGGAGGGCUUCGAGGACGACAAUUGGGCGUCGGUGGUGGACACGAGGGGAGCGGAUGAGAGGGCGAGGGGGAGGGAGGAGUUUGGGGAUGAUCAGGGGUUGGGGAAGAAGACGAAGAAGGAGAAGCGAGUUAGCUACUUCAGCGACGAAAGCGGCGAGGACGAUUAGAGGAUUAAGGUAAAUUUGUGCUCCUCCCUUGAUGUGAUUUUUGCUGCACGCUGAGGAUUGACUUGGAUAGUAAUAUUUGCUUUCGUUUGGCUGGAAUGAUUUAUAGUUUAGCAUUUAAUUGGAUUGUUUUUCUUUAAUUUUGCAUGAUCUGGAGUGAAACAAACUGUGAAUGAGGUUUGCGGGGCUUUUAUGAGAUUGGUACUCGCUUCGAUGAGGCCUGGUUGCCUCACUUUGUAGCUUUGUUCAUCUUCCAGAUGAAUGAAGCGGUAGCAAGCUAUCCAUUUCUCAAAAAAAAAAAAAGGAACUAUAGCUAUCCAUUACUGGAAUAGGUGCUUCAUGUACACUUCCUGGUCUUGAUUCUUUCAUGCUACCUUCAAUUUCCUUCUCAAAUUUAUGGUUCAA